Anoplopoma fimbria (sablefish) is the source of this 3869-nucleotide messenger RNA. It is a transcript of the gene ccdc142, whose product is annotated as coiled-coil domain containing 142. Lineage: Eukaryota; Metazoa; Chordata; Actinopteri; Perciformes; Anoplopomatidae. The record is from RefSeq and is a predicted model, not a curated record.
CUUAGCUGCAUCGUCUGGGAUGGAUCCCAACAACCCAGAGAUUCAGACUGACCCUGGUGGAGAACCUGGUCUGACAGCAGACCGGGAGAAUUCUGAGUCAAUCUGUCCAGAAAAGGAGAAGAAGAGUUCCUGCAUGGUGACCGAGGAUCCGACCACUAAUGGUUCCUGGUCACAGAGGUCCAUCUCCCGUUCCUUGCAGCGAGCUGAGACUUUACUCAGAAGCACCUUUAAUCCCAGUCUGAAGUGGCUGUUCCACGGCCGCAGUCAGGACGAGGAAGAGGACGAGGGAAAUUUUGUCGUCGCUCACAAUCUGGUGUCCCGGUCCUCUGCGCGUCUCCUGCGUCUGCAGCAAGCUCUCCUGACUGUGGCACCCCAGUGGCAGCCGGUCAGCGGGGCACAGAGGGGGUCUCCACAGCAGGUCUGUGUUAAAGGCAUCCCAUCAGAGGGUGGCGUUCUCCUCCUGCCCUCCUCCUCCUCCUCCUGCUCCUAUUCCGUCCUGCAGGGGCACUACAGGGCUCUGUGGAGGCUGCUGGAGCAGCGCUCCCUGCUGCUCUUCAUACACGAGUACACCAGGAGGGCUCGCCUAACAGCAGCGUACAUAUCCAGAGUGAGCCACCUGCUGGAGCAGCAGCUGGAGAAAUCACACCGGACACCUAGCCAGACCCCGUCCAGCUGGUCUUCAGCCGGGGUUGGUCUUGGCUCACUGAGUCAGGAGCUCCGGGUCCAUCUCAACCACUGGUCUUGUCUUUUCUCCAAAGUCCAGUCUGACCACUACCUGAGACCCGCUCUAGUCCAGCAGACCAGGCUGCUGGGGGAAAUCAAACAGACCCUGGACUUACUUGGUCUGCAGGCCCUGGUUUUGAUGGAACAUUAUGUGUAUAUCAUUUUGUGUGCUAUAGCCCGAACUGAAUCGGAAUCAGUACCAAGAGAAGUCCUGGAGGAUAUUUUAGCUGGAACAGACCUGUAUAACCAGGCAGUGGGAGAGCAGAGAGCGCAGCACAGCACCACCCAGCUGAGGACUGCAGUAUUACAGCGGGCACAUUACUCCACACUGGACUGUAGUCUUCCAAACAGCGGAGGGCGUCACCCUGCUGCCUUCACAGUCAAAGAGCUGAUGAUGGUUUUAGCAGUGCAUCAAGCGGACAUGGCCUCCAAGCAGCUGCACUGCUGGGCCUCUGAGCAGAGCUGUCCCAUCUGUCAGGUCCACACCAACCACGAGGCCUACGCAUGUCCUGGUAACUCUGUUGGUCAGGUGGCCAGGCCCGGCUCUGGGACCUCGGCACUGAGAUCUGAAUGGACCUGGGAGCAGCUGCAGCAAACCUACCUCAGUUCCUCUUCUUUCCUUUCUAUCAAUCAACAGUUAUCAUCCAGUCACAACCGUCAUAAAACUCCUCCUGUUUACAUCCCCAACCCUCAUUUGGCCAGGACUAUCUUUGAAAACCACCACCCUGUGUUAGCCAAGCCCACCUUUGUCGAACACAGACCUGAGAACUCGAACAAAGACCAAACCAGCCAGUGCCAAACAUGCUGUUCCCAGACUGGUCUAGUCCAGACAAGUGUGGAAGCUUUGGACUCAGUCAAACCAAAUCUAGAAAGUUUAGAAAACUGUAAACUAUUACGGACCAUUUCACCCCCUACAGCCACCGCCCGCCGUCUCUCAGCCCUGCCUCUGUCAGGGGUCUGCCAACAGGACCAUUCCUCAGUAGAGCUACUUUUUCAGGUGCUUGUUUCCUCCAAUGAACUGCUGGCUCCACUGGUGUCACAUACUCCUACACCAGAGGCUCCACCUGAAACACUGCUCCCAGACACAAUGACAGAUGUGCUAUUACCAGACGGAAAGACUGACUUGAUUGUUUUAAAUGCUCCAGCUGUUUCAGUGGAAUGUAAUAGUCUGGGCACAGAGCUGAGCAAGGAUGGAAAUGUGGAAGGAACUUUGGCUGUUCCCAAACUACCAACCAGCUCAGGUUUUGGAAGGAAUGGAAACCCAGAGAAGGGGGAGACCGGGGGAGCAGAGGGGACAACAGUGGAGGGGGACAGUCUUCGUUGGCCUCACUCGGUCCAGUGGUUGGACCUGGGUCAGUCGCUGGUGUUUGCCGAUCUGUUUGGACAGUACCGCAUCCUGCUGUGGACUCUCUGCAGCAAAGCACUGCGGCUGCAGCUGCAUGUGCCACAAGCAGGAAACGAUGCGGGAAGCAUCAACCUCCAAGACAAACACAGGGGCUUCCAGAUCAUACACAGGAUGAGUGAAGCUUCAAAGGCAGAUCUGGUUCCAGAAGGGUGCAGAACCAUGCUGGAGGACUUCUCUCUGUAUCUGUUAGUUGUUACAGCACAUGCUCAGUGGGACUAUGAGGUGUGCAGAAGUUUAGGUUCAGCUCUGAAGGACAAGUGUCUCACAGCUGUGAAUCCAAGCAGCAACUCUGUGACACCGUCAUCUCAGCAGGAUGGAAAUGUGAUGACAUCAGCAACCACGAAGCACCUCCUGCUGCUGCCCCCUCCUCUCCUGUCAUCUCUGAGCUGCCAUCACUCAAACGACGGGGCCUCGGGUUCUUCUAGACUCUUCCCUUCCAGACUCCCUCUCCAGAGACAGACGGUUAGCUUGGUGUUAGCCACAGUGCAGCUGUCCACAGUCUGGGUCAUGUCUAAGGCUUACCAGUCCCUCUCCUCAUGGAGCCUCCACAAGUUCCUGCUCAUCACACAGGGAGACCUCCAAGUGCUGAGGGAGUCAAUAGAGACGAUGGUGCAUGAGACAAAGUCCCUGAUGAUGAAUUCAGAUAGUAACCAACAUUCCACUCUCCAUAACCACAACCAGCUUCUACUGAGGCAGCAGCUUGAAGCACUGGACAGGGCUGUAUCUGAACUGCAGACCUUCCCUUCUCUGGUGCUGAAGACCUUCUCCAGCGACUGCAAGAGGAUGUCAAGGGAGAUCUUUGAACAGACCAUGCCGUCUGCUGUGCACUGGAGACCCAGCCUCAGGACAGGUUUUCCCAACAGUCCCAGUGAGUAUGCAUCUUUGGCAGCACAGACUGUGAUUGGUCAGGUUUUGGAGGGUGUGGCACCAUUGUCUGAUGAUGCCCGUAUCCAAGCGCUGAGUAUAACGAUGACAGCCUUCAUGGAGGCGUGGAUGGAGCACAUCCUGAAACAGAGGAUCAAAUUCAGUGUGCAGGGAGCUCUCCAGCUGAAGCAGGACUUUGAUUCCAUCAGAGAGCUGAUCCAGUCCGACAAAUACGGUCUGUCAGCGGAACUCCACCAACGGCUGCUCAGCCUCCGGAUUUUCCAGCAAGUGGACUCGGCAGUGGUGUGUCUCCUCCAGCAGCCGCAAGCCAAACCAUACCUGCAGUCCAGAGCCUGGGAGCCUUUCAAACGCUGCUGUCCAGCCAACAGCAGCAGAGACAGCCUUGAUGCAGCAGUGGGGAGCAGUAUAACCAACCUGAGGUGUAUGGAGGGUGAGGACCUGACUCAGUCUGAUCCCUCAGUUGUGACGGCUGACGUCCCUCCAGUGAACCCGUCCAGCCCAGGAGAGCCCUACCUUGCUCCAAGUCUAGCUCUGAGUGUUGCUCAGCGGGAAUGGUUGGACCUGAGGAUCCAAAGCAGCGCCCGUCGCUGGAGGCUGCCGGGUCUGCAGUGUCUCUCUAAGUCUGAACCCUGAACACACACACCCUGCACAGAUGUGACACACAACUUUUGUAGAAUUAAUAUACUGUAAAAAACUGUUUUAUUUUGUUGCUCAGACAGUGUAUAUUUUUUAUAUAUAACAGUGUGAGACCUAUGGAGGUUACUUUUGAAAGAUUUAAGACAAAUGUAUUUAUUAGUCUCGAAAAUAUUUCUAUUUAUUAUGAAAGAAUAUUUGUUUUACCACAAACAUAUUUUUG